AUGGAGGCUGGUCAUUGGGGCAACACAGCUUCACUUACUGCAGACUCGACCAGUACCGGUAGCGAGCAAACUUCGCGUUCGCUGUCCAAAGAGGAACAAAUAGCUGCCUUCUAUAAGCAUCACUAUGAACAGAUGAGUGCUUUGGUCAAUGAGUCCUCGGUGAUGCGUUGGCAUUAUGCAGGAACUUUCAACACUUUUAUUCGGGAAUUCCAAUAUGUCACAAUUGAGGAUGAGACAACCAACUUGGAAGAAUCCAACCUCCAGAAUCAUAGCUUUGUCUUCGCUGAGGAGGCCUCACUCUGCACAGUGGCCAAAGUAUUCAACAAAUUCCACCAAAGCAGCAAUGUGUCCUGGCCCCACGUCGCCUUGGUUCGAUUCAACAAUGAUUUUGGUGCACUCUCCUCUCCCGUGCCAGGACAAACAGCCAACAUAAAUAUUGGGCCUCACUAUUGGGAGAGGGAGGGAUGCAGAAUGGAGUUUGUUUUGGAAUAUAUCAAUCACCCCGACACCCUUGCCAUAUUCACAAGUCAGUUUCAAGUAUUCCAACAUGAAAAAGUGAUCUCCAUUCCUUUGGGUCUUCCCAGAACCGAUCACUAUCAGCGGUUGCGUAUCAUCCGAGGAUACAAUCCAUCCAAAACAAAAAGAUCAGAGUUAUUGAUGUUGAAUGUCAAGCCUUGGGGGCAACGUGUUGGGCCAAUGAAGCAAAUCCUGCAAAACUUCAAUGCCACCAAGUCCACCAUUGAAGCCAGCAUUUCUGAAAAUGCAUUGGAAAGCUUGACAAUGAAGCAAGUUACUGAAAUGAUCACACCUCAAAACAAUACUCCAACAACUUUACGCAACACAUACCAGCUGUUCCAAAGCUUAGGAGGGGGGAGGGCAAUGUCCUUGUACUACAACCAGAUGAUGAGAUCUCGUUUUGUCUGGUCUCCCACUGGAUUGGCACUGGAUUGCUAUCGGCAUUGGGAAGCCAUGUAUUUGGGAGCAAUUCCAGUGAUUGCUCAUUUGGGUAGAAUGGAAGUAGAUGGAUGGAUGUCUGACACAAUGCGUGAACUCCCCAUUGCUUGGGUGGAACAAUAUGAUCAAAUUACUCCAGAGUUCCUAGAGCAAGCUUUUGACAGGAUUGUUUUGGAACCACCACCAGGUGGGUACCGUUAUGAGAAAUUGACAAAACAGUACUGGAUUGACAAGGCAUAUUCUUUCCUUCCGCCCAAUAGCCCUGGUCUGGACCAGAAACAACAAUGA
Seminavis robusta is the source of this 1242-nucleotide messenger RNA. Lineage: Eukaryota; Bacillariophyta; Bacillariophyceae; Naviculales; Naviculaceae. The record is from the annotation of a GenBank genome assembly.